Molecule: messenger RNA, 1539 nt
Organism: Fusarium oxysporum Fo47
Lineage: Eukaryota; Fungi; Ascomycota; Sordariomycetes; Hypocreales; Nectriaceae
Product: metal-dependent hydrolase family protein
Exons: 1
Coding region: 1-1539 (512 amino acids)
Molecular function (GO): hydrolase activity, acting on carbon-nitrogen (but not peptide) bonds
Source: RefSeq, a predicted model, not a curated record
AUGCAGCCUCAUCUUGCUUACAAGACUCCUGAGCCGGAACAUGGCAAACGUCCAUCGUCUGCAUAUCACUACCACUCUACGCCAUACAGCACCUUCUCACCAUUGGACACCACUGCUGAGGACUGGACCUCAGUCGAUACCCCACAUUCAAGCCCAGUAUCCCACCAUUCGCAUGUUAUGCCCUCAAACGUUGCUGGCCUGACUAUGGACGAUAAGCUAUCUCAAGUCUGCAUCUUCGCCAAGCGCCUUAUCCCCGGACGUUCUGAGCCUCUCCAUAAUGUAGCUGUGGGUGUGUGUGUCGACACUGGUAAGAUAACCUAUGUUGGACCUCAGACGCAGCUGCCAAAGGUGCUUGAAUCUGCGCCUCGGGUCCAAGUAGGCUACCUGAUGCCAGGUCUCUGGGACUGCCAUACCCAUUUCGCUGGGAUUAUUGAUGUUGACUUUCCUGCCAUGGUCCUGACUCAUCCCGUCACGUUGGGUGCCGCCAUCACCCGCAAUAUGCACGAGACCCUCAUGGCAGGCUUCACCUCGGUGCGAGACGUCGGCUCGUAUGCGACAGAGGUCGCUCCCUUGGUAGAAAAAGGUCUCAUUCUUGGGCCCAACAUUUUUGGAGCUGGUGCUGCUAUCGGUAUCACUUCAGGUAGCUGUGAUGCCUGUACCUUACCCGCCGACUAUGUCUACUCCCGUCAGGGGGGAGGUGGCGGCGGAACUCAGGACUUUUGGCCAGGAGUAUCUAUACUUGCCAUUGCCGAUGGAGUAGAUGAAUGCCGCCGCGCUGUUCGCCAGCAAAUCCGAAGGGGAGCAAGCUGCAUCAAGAUUGUCACCACUGGUGGUGUCUUGAGCCGAACGGACGAUCCACAUUGUAGGCAAUACUCGGAUGCUGAGCUUGCUGUUAUGAUAGAGGAGGCAUCCCUACAUAACCGUGCUGUUGCGGCUCACGCGCACGGAAAAGCAGGCAUUAUGGCAGCCGUCAAAGCAGGCGCUCACACUAUUGAACAUGGGAGUUACCUAGACGACGAAGCUGCCGAGUUGAUGGUCAAGCAUAACACCACCUUUAUCAGCACGAGAUACGUCCUUGAGGCAAACUUGAAGCAACUCGACUCCCUCAAUCCCGAAACAGCUGAAAAGAUGGUCGGAAUAGCCAAGGUUCAUCUCGAGGCUUACAGGACAGCUGUGCGUCACGGAGUCAAGAUUGCUCUUGGCACUGACAUCGCCGGCUCAGACCCAACAUCCCUAACUGUCCAUGGUCAGAACGGCCAUGAAGUUGCAUUAGCCGUUAAGGCUGGCCUCACGCCUCUCCAGGCCAUCGAUGCUGGAACUAUCAACUCGGCCGAGACGCUGGGACGCUUGACACCCCAGAAAGGCCUGGUGCGUAUUGGAUGGGAUGCUGAUCUCAUUGCACUUGACGAGGAUCCCCUAGAGAACAUCCAUCUGUUUGAUAGCGAGAAAAAUAUUAAGUACGUUUGGAAGGGUGGAAUGCUUGUCAAGUCACCCACGGGUCAAAUGAUCUGGCCACCCAAGAGAGAGUCUUACAAGUAG